This is a messenger RNA of Eruca vesicaria subsp. sativa (arugula), 1323 nucleotides long. The record is from the annotation of a GenBank genome assembly. NCBI's taxonomy places the organism in Eukaryota, Viridiplantae, Streptophyta, Magnoliopsida, Brassicales, Brassicaceae.
AUGAUGUUACAGGUCAAAGAUUCUCCUGAGAUUGCACAAGAAGAAGACAUAUGGAGACGAGGCAUUGUGUUGGGAACACUCGAAGACACCGGGGAGGAACGUAAUGCAUCCUUAACAUCAAGCCCUGUUGCUAAGAGAGUAAACUUUUCUCCAAUGUCGAGUCCUAGGAUCGGCCAACGUGGUGCAUCCCUUAGUCCUUCCUCUUCCUUUUCAAGAAACAAACCUAAUAAUAGUCUGAAGAAUCUAGUCCCAAAGUUAAGUUUCAAAAACAGGAACGUGGAUAUCGAGAAAGCUUCGGAUUUGGGCUUUGGGGCAUCCUCUCCUUCUGAAGGGAAUGGCAGGGACAGGUCCACGUGGACUCUUAGUAAUAUUUUAACUCCAAGAUUGAAGAAAACUGAGUCAUUGCCUGUUACCCCUAUAGCUCACUCGAAUCCUGGGUCCACGCAUGGGAGAUAUGUGGUUGAUCCUGUUACUUCUAUGAAGAAAGGGCCUCCAAAGCCUAUUCACCGAUCACGCUCUGUUCCAGCAUUCAACAAAGAUGGAAGUCUAAGGCAAGCAGGUGUUUUCAGGGUGAUUCCUACUCCAAACAUGACGCCAGCAAGGAAUAAUCUUAAACUUAACGACGCGGAUGUUGAUGGAGGAGAAGAUGUUCCUGAAGAAGAAGCUGUGUGCAGAAUCUGCAUGGUAGAAUUGGGAGAAGACUCAGAUGCCUUCAAGAUGGAAUGUAUGUGUAAAGGUGAAUUAGCUCUUGCACACAAAGAAUGUACAAUCAAAUGGUUCACCAUUAAAGGAAACCGAACUUGUGAUGUCUGCAAGCAAGAGGUUCAGAAUCUCCCUGUGACCCUUCUUCGCAUGCAGAACUCUCAGGGUCUUGGAGCUGAUGAUACCGAGGCUUCUCAUUACAGUAUAUGGAAGGAUGUUCCAGUACUUGUCAUUGUUAGCAUGCUUGCAUACUUCUGUUUCCUCGAGCAGCUUCUGCUUACGAAAAUGAAAUCCGGCGCCAUUGCAAUAUCUUUACCAUUCUCUUGCGUUCUUGGUCUUCUUGCAUCAAUGACGACAACAACAAUGGUGAAGAAGCAAUAUAUCUGGAUUUACGCCACAGUUCAGUUCGCUCUUGUAGUUUUUUUCUCUCACAUUUUCUUCACAUUGGUUCACAUGAAGCCGGUUGUGUCCAUUCUCUUAGCCACAUUGGUUGGGUUUGGGCUUACCAUGAGCGGGAAAACAGGUCUAGCCGAAUUUUCAAAAUGGAGGAGAAUCCAAAGAGCAGAUGAACCUCCAAGCAGUAGUCAGGUGAAUCCACCACCAGCUCAGACAGCAGGUUAG